CAUGGCUGGCCGCGCCCCCCGGGCCCUGGCGCCGUCCUCUGCGCUCUGUCCAUCAUUCGGGCCCGGCCCUGACCUCCUCCCCCCGGCUCCGUCCCCAUCCGUUGUGAGCCGCCCCAGGCGCUGACCUUCUCCCCGUUCCCCAGGGUCAGUCCCUGUAGCCCAGCUGGGCCCUGUCCCUGCCCCCUGGGUCCCAUCCUUCUGUUGAGGUCAGGCCUUGCCCGAUUCCCGUCUUCCCAGUGUCCGGGCCAGGUCUUGUCCCCAUCCCCCGCCUCCACGUGUUGGUCCUCAUGUCCGUGCUCUACCUCCAUUUCUUUCCAUUUCCGUUACUUUGGGGUUCUGUCCCCAGUCCCUUAUCCACGACCUUGUUCCCAUAUCCCGGAGGCGGUCCCUGUAGCCCAAACAGACCCUGUCCCCAUCGCCUGGGCUCCAUCCUUCUGUCAGGACUGGCCUUGUCCCGGACCCCAUUACCUUGGGAUCCUUUCCUGCAUCUUGUUCCCAUCUCCUCUGUCACGUCCCCCUCUCCUGGGCUUCGUUCCCUGUCUCCUACCAGGCUCGUGGUUGUGCCCGCUCCACGCUGUCCCCUGGGUUCCUUCCUGUGUCCAGUUGUGCCUCCUGUCCACAUCCGCUGGCCUCCAUCUUUCUUUUUGGGCCAGGCCUUGAUCCCAUCCCUGUCCUCCUGGAGAGUCUUUCCUUGAGUUCUGUCACCAGCCCCAUUACUUUGGGGCCCUCCCCUGGGUUCUUUCCCCCACCCCAUGGACCUCUGUCUCUUGGGGUCACUCCCCAUCUCCUGGGUCUUGUGCUCAUCUUCCUGUGUCCUUCCCUGCAUCUUGUCCCAUCUGCUGGGUGCUGUCCUUCUCUCAGGACCAGUCCUUGUCUGCAUCCCCAUUACCCUGGGGUUCUCUCCUGGGUCGUGUCCCUGGGGUCAGCCCUCGUCUCAUGUAUGUGCGUGUCCCCAUCACACCCUGUGUCCCCGCAGGGCAGCAGCUAUGGUGGGUGCUCAGCAGCUGGAGCUGGCUGCGGGCCGAGCAGCGCCAAGUACCGGGGAACACCCUUACGAGUGCUUGGAGUGUGGCAAAGCCUUCAGAUGGUCCUCACGCCUCGUCCACCACCAGCGCACCCACACGGGUGAACGGCCCUACAAGUGCUCUGAGUGCCCCAAAGCCUUCAAGGGCUCCUCGGCGCUGCUCUACCACCAGCGCAGCCACACGGGCGAGCGGCCCUACAAAUGCUCCGAGUGUCCCAAAGCCUUCAAACGCUCGUCGCUGCUGCAGAUCCACCAGAGCGUGCACACAGGGCUGCGCGCCUUCAAGUGCGCGCUGUGUGGGCUGGCCUUCAAGUGGUCCUCGCACUACCAGUACCACCUGCGGCAGCAUACGGGUGAGCGGCCCUACAAGUGCACCUCCUGCCCCAAAGCCUUCAAGAACUCCUCCAGCCUCCGCCGCCACCGCCACAUCCACACAGGCGAGCGGCCCUACGUCUGCUCCGCCUGCGGCAAGGCCUUCACCCAAUCCACCAACCUCCGCCAACACCAGCGCACCCACACAGGAGAGCGGCCCUACGCCUGUUCCCAUUGCUCCAAGACCUUCACUCAUUCUUCCAACCUCCUCCUCCAUCAGCGAACCCACUCCAGCACCCGGUCCCACAAGUGCCCGACUUGCCCCAAAGCCUUUGUCUCAGAUGCCUGCUUGCAGAAGCAUCUGCAGAGCCAUGCCGCAUCCCCGUUGUUGCCAUCCCCGCUGUCCCCGUCCCAGCUGUCCCCACCACCACUGCUCCUGGAGGCGGUGGAGAUGCUGUGGAAGUGCGCUGAGUGCCACCUGGCUUUCCCCAGCCAGGAGCAGCUGCUGAGCCACCAACGCAGCCACGCACAGCCAGCAACACCAGGGGACGUCACCGCAACGGCCACCCAUCGCUGCCCCACCUGUGGCAAGACCUUCAAGAACAGCUCAGGGUUGGCGCGGCACAGGCACAGCCACGGUGCUGAACGGCCCUACAAGUGCUCGCAGUGCCACAGGAGCUUCGGGCAGCUGGCUGGGCUGCUGGGCCACCAGCGGGGUCACUCGGCGGAAACACCGCAUCCUCCUCCGGCGACCCCAACCCCGACCUCGGUACCGUCGGAGCGUCCCUACCAGUGCACCGAGUGUGGCAAAGCCUUCAAGGGCUCGUCGGGGUUGCGUUACCACAUGCGGGACCACACGGGCGAACGGCCCUACAAGUGCUCCGAGUGCCCCAAGGCCUUCAAGCGCUCCUCACUGCUCGCCAUCCACCAGCGGGUGCACACGGGGCUGCGUGCCUUCAAGUGCGCCGAGUGCGGCCUCACCUUCAAGUGGUCCUCGCACUACCAGUACCACCUGCGGCUGCACACUGGCGAGCGGCCCUACGCCUGUCCCGACUGCCCCAAGGCCUUCAAGAACACCUCCUGCCUCCGCCGCCACCGGCAGCUGCACACAGGCGAGCGGCCUCACGCCUGCCCCAUCUGUGGCAAGGCCUUCACCCAGACCUCCAACCUCCGCCAACACCAGCGCACCCACACGGGCGAGCGGCCCUAUGCCUGUUCCCACUGCGGCAAAACCUUCACCCAUUCCUCCAACCUCCAGCUCCACCAACGCACCCACUCCAGCGCCCGGCCCCACCAGUGUCCCCUCUGCCCCAAAGCCUUUGUCAUGGCCUCCUACCUCCAGCGGCACCUCCGCACCCACGCAGCUGGCCCCAAAGGGUCCCCUCGCCCUGUCCCGACACCGCAGCGCGACGGCCCCGUCCUGCAGGCUGCCCUCAGCCUGGAGGUGACGGCUCCUGAUGCCCACACCUUCCUGCUGCUGCAGACGCCGCAGGGCCUCCAGCUCAUCCCCAGCCCUCCACCGGCCCCACAGAAGCUCAUCCUGCUCCCCACAGCUUCCCAGCCUGCUCCCAAACACCAAGGGGAGUCCCCGACCCCCGGGCAGAGCCUUCUGCUUGUGCCCAGCGCGGGGACCACGCUGCCCACGUUGCGGCUACAGGCAGUCACGGCUGUCCCACAGGGGACGGGGACCGGUAUCCUCGUUCUGCAGGGCCUCCCCGAGCAACCCCUGCACCCAGCAGGCAUCCCGCAGGGACAGGCAGCGGUGGAGGGGGCGGCUGUCAGGCUGCAGGCCAAUGAGGUGACAAAUGUCCAGUUGCAGGCGCUGCCACAACCCACAGAUGUCACCAGCGUUCCGCUCCAAGCUACUGAUGUGACGAAUGUCCAGCUGCAAGCCCUGCCACAACCCACAGAUGUCACCAACAUUCAGCUCCAAGCCACUGAGGUGACAAAUGUCCAGCUGCAAGCCCUGCCACAACCCACGGAUGUCACCAACAUCCAGAUGCAAGCUACUGAGGUAGCAGAUGUCCAGAUGCAAGCUCUUCCACAGCCCUCAGAUGUCACCAACAUUGAGCUGCAGGCUGCUGAGGUGACAAAUGUCCAUCUCCAAGCUCUGUCACAACCCUCUGAGGUCACCAACAUCCAGCUGCAAGCUGGUGAGGUGACCAAUGUCCAGCUCCAAGCCUUGCCGCAUCCCUUGGAGGUCACAAACAUCCAGCUGCAAGCCCUGCCACAGUCCACAGAUGUCACCAAUGUUGAGCUGGAAGCCACUGAAGUGACAAACGUUCAGCUGCAAACCUUGCCACAAUCGUCAGAAGUGACCAACAUCCAGCUCCAGGCCACUGAGGUGCCCAACGUGCAGCUCCAGACCACAGAGGUGACCAGUGUUCAGCUGCAGGCCACUGAGGUGCCCAACAUCCAGCUCCAAAACACGGACGUAACAAAUGUCCGUCUUGAGACCACGGACGUACCCGAUGUCCAUCUUGAAACCAUGGAGGUGCCCAGUGUCCAUCUUGAGACCACGGAGGUGCCCAGCGUCCAUCUCCAAGCCACUGAGAUGGCCAACAUUCAGCUCCAAGCCACUGAGAUGGCCAGUGUUCAUCUCCCAGCCAACGAUGUGGCCAACACUCAUCUCCAAGGCACAGAGGUGACCAAUCUCCAUGUUGAGUCCACCGAAGUGCCCAACAUCAAUCUCCAAGCCACAGAGGUGGCCAAUGUCCAGCUCCAAGCCACAGAGGUGGCCAACGUCCAUCUGGAGACGUCAGAAGUGCCCAGCAUCCACCUCCAAGCUACUGAUAUGGCCAGCGUCCAUCUCGAAGCCACCGAGGUGCCCAGUGUCCACCUUGAGACCAUGGAGGUACCUGACGUUCAUCUUGAGACUGUGGAGGUGCCCGAUGUCCAUCUCCAGACCACUGAGGUGACCAGUGUCCAGCUCCAAGCUGUGGAGGUGCCCAACAUCCAUCUCCAGACCACCGAGGUGCCCAACAUCCAGCUCCAGACACUGGAGGUGCCCCCAGUCCACUUACAGCCCCCAUCGGGAGCCCAACCAGCCCCUCUAUCCUCCGGGGUGUCGCUUCCAGCGGGCCCAGAGGUGCUGCUGGUGCAGGGAGGCCCAGAACCGGCCAUAGGGCUGGGUGUGCUGCAGACAUCUGAAGGGCUUCGCAGUGUCCUGGUGCUGCGGGGCUCCAGUGACCAGUCUCCAGUGCCCACCCCGGCACCCCCAAAAGUCCUGGUCCUACGUGGGGAGCCUCGGCAGGGGGGAGUUAGUGAGGGUCCUGCUGUGGUGCAGCUGCUCCCUGGCUCCCCGACCCCCCACCUGCCAGUUGUGCAGGGGGUGCAGGUGCUGCCAGGGGCGAGCUUGUGCAUACCUUCUGAGGGGGAACAUAGACCCCACAGCCAUGCCACCGGCUCCCAUGGACGCCCUAUGGCCCCCACAGUGACCACAUGGCCUCUACGGCAACACAGUGGCUGCCCCAGGGCCAUCCAGAGGCCUCCAUGUGGCCCCCCACAGCUGCUACAACCACUAUAGCUACCCCAUGCUCUCCUCUAAGGAUCCUAUGAACACCUUAGGGCCAUUGCAGCCACCCCACAACAUCCCAUGGUCCCCUGCCGGCCACCUUGUAGCCACUGCAGCCAUCUCAUAGCAUUUCCUGUCCAUCCCAUGGCUGCCUCUUAGCCAUCUUAUGGCCACUGCAGCCAUCCCACAAUGACCAUCUGUUGGAUGCUGUAGGAUCGCUAUAGACAUCCCACAGCACCUGCUGGCCACCUUAUGGCCACCACAGCCACUCUACAGGACUCCAGAGCCAACUGUUGGCCACCACAAACAUCCCACAGCACCACAUGACCAUCUCAUGGCCACCACAGACACCCCAUAGCUGCCUUAUGACCACCUUACUGGACUCCAUAGCCACCUCCUGGACAUUUUAUGGCCACCACCGCUACCCUAAACCCCCCAGAGACCAUCUCUUGUCUGUCUCAUGGCCACCACACCCAUCCCAUAGCUACCUUAUGGCUACCACAGCACCCCAUGGCCACCCAGUGGCUGUCACACCAAUCUUGUAGCACCUCAUGGCCACGCUGUAUCCACCUCUUGGCCACCACACCCACCCCAUAACCACCUUAUGGCCACCACAGCACCCUACAGGACUCCACUGCCACUUAUAGGCCACCCCUUAGUCGCUUCAUGGCCACAACAGCGUAGGGGCGAACAGCACUGCGGGCCGGUGAGCAAUGGGGUGCGGGAGCCGGGGGGGGCGGAACAGAUGUAGCACGGUUUCCGCCCGGGCCGGAUUAAUAAACGGGGCGUCCCGGCGCGCACUUCCUCCUUC
Meleagris gallopavo (turkey) is the source of this 5661-nucleotide messenger RNA. The record is from RefSeq and is a predicted model, not a curated record. NCBI's taxonomy places the organism in Eukaryota, Metazoa, Chordata, Aves, Galliformes, Phasianidae.